Messenger RNA from Cladocopium goreaui, 4419 nucleotides. Lineage: Eukaryota; Dinophyceae; Suessiales; Symbiodiniaceae. The record is from the annotation of a GenBank genome assembly.
AUGAACAGCUUGGACUAUGAGACGGAGUUGAAUGCGACCCAGGUGAUGGAGUAUGAGUCCAAUGGUGGCGGCGCUUUGGCAACUAUGAACAGGUGCUUUUUGUACAUCCUGGACUUUGUGGACAGCGACUAUGAGCAGUUGCUUCUCUAUUUGGAGAACUUUGACUUCGUGAUGGAGGUUGAGAUAGCGGUUCGAAACCUUUUCAGCUUCAUGAGGCACGUGAUGGAACUCAUGAGCGUGGAGAGAGCUUGGAUGUGUUGGCUCAUUACCAUGAUGAGUCUUUUGGUGGGAAGCCACUUGGGCCUGAGCAGAUGGUUCGAAGAUGGUAUGGUUGGAACAUCAAGGAGCUCUACAUCCAGUUUGACAAGAACAACAAGAAACCGAAUGCGUGUGAGAAGAGCGCAGUGGAAGAUGCAGCUUAAGGCGAUGUUGUUUGCAAGCUGGAUUCCUGGUUGUCAGGGUAUGGAAGGAGCAACAACAGGAGAGAGUGCUUUUCUUCAGCAAAUGUCCAACCUAGCAACAGCAGCGACUAGCGCAGCAAAUGCAGCAGAGAAGGCAAUUGGUCUUUUGAGUCAAAGUGCGGCUUCAAGUUCAUCUGGAGAUCAAGGUGGCUUGCAGGCUGCUUCAAGAAUCUUGAAAUGUCCUGAUGCCUACAAUGGAGAAGACCCGAUGGCAUUUUCAAGUUGGAAAUUUACUUUUUGCAGCUGGUUGAGUUUUGGUGAUCCUCGUUUUCAACGCUAUUUUGACAGGAUUGACAAGUUGGGAGCCUCAGAGGAUUUGCCAGAAUAUGCAGCAGUUGAUCAAGAACUCAGCGUGAAAUUGUUUGCAAUCCUGACCAGCUAUUUGAAGGGAAGAUGCACUAGCCUGGUCAAGUCUAUGGCGCGCAGCAAAGAUGGUUUCAGGUUAUGGCGAGCUCUACAACAAGAAUAUGAGCCCUCAAGCAGACAGAGGAGUCUUGCAAUUGCCCAAACACUUUCAAAUUUUCCUGCCUUUUCUGGAUCAAAGACUCUCCAUGAGCAUAUCCUUGCGUAUGAGCAGUUGGUGGCGCAAUUUGAAGAAGUCAGUUCGAGCAGUUACCCCUCUGAGCUCAAGAUCGCUACCCUGGUGAGGUGCAGCAACCAAAAGCUGCGUGAACAUCUUCAGCUCACAAUAGGGGAACAGACCACCUAUGCUCAGCUCAAGGAAACUAUGUUGGGAUACGACAAAGCUUGUCGAAGUUGGACCCCAGAUACUAUCCUCAAAUCCAUUCAGCAGCAGAAUACUCCUUCUGGUGAUCAAGGUGGAGUGCAACCGAUGGAAGUAGACAGGAUUGAGGACAAAGGCAAGGGCAAGAAGGGCAAAAGUAAAGGCAAGGGCAAAAGUUGGUGGAGCUAUGGUUCCUAUGCUGGAGGUGCUGGAGAAUAUGGACAAGCACAACAAACUGUCUAUGUGGCUGCUGGAGGACAAGGUGGACAAGUUGGUGGGCAACAGCAACAAGCCCGUGGUUCACCUGCAAGCAGCUAUCCUCCUUCUUCGACUACGGCUUCAACAGUGCGCAGAAUCUAUACCAUUCCUUUUGGCAUUCCUUCUUUGUCCAGUUCUUCCUCUUCCUCAGUUCGAAUGGUCAGCGCUGGCGAUGAUGGCAUGCAAGAUGUGGUGAUCCUGGAUAGCGGCUCAGAUGUUUCUUUGCUUCCGUUGGCAUUUGGUAAUGUUGGAGAAGAAAGUCUAGAUCAUGAUUCAGUUCAGCUACGUGAUUGUCAAGGUGAAAAGUUGGAAGUCACUGGCUACAGAACAGUGUCUUUGGUGGUGACUGAUUCUGAUGGAGGUGAAGCUGAACUUCAACACCCUUUUCUCAUUGCCAACGUGCAAAGUUGCAUUCUUUCUUUGGGUCAACUUUAUCAAGGAGGCUGGAGUGUGCAACAAAAUUCUGGAGGACCAUGUUUGGAAAGCCCAGAUCAAACGCUGCGAGUUCCAGUGUUUUACAAGCGCAACAGUUUGGCAAUCAAAGCCAGUGUCUGCAGAGUUGAGUGCGUGGAAGAUGGAGAUGCCAUGUCCCCUCAUGCCUAUGUGCGAGCUAUUGUUGAGUUGGAGGAGAAAUUUCGACCAGAGGAUGUGCGCAACAAUCACUGGCAAGUGGCAGAUGGAAAUCCUUUCAUGCGUUCAGUUGGCCGCAACUUCAUAGAUCCUCGACCAGUAUGGGCUGGCAAUUUUGGCUUCAGAACCACUUUGGUUCAAAGACGUUCCACAGCUGCAGAAGACCAUGGAUGGUUUGUUGUGGAGGUCAGUCAAAGAUAUCUGGAGCUAGAAGAUCCUUUUGGACCUAUUCCUGGUUUGGAAAGCUAUUCUCCCGAUGAGGAUGUGAUUGUGCUAACGAUCCUUGCUGAACGCGAUGAGUGCCUUGCUCAUUUUGGUGGCUUGUUGGAUGCAGGUGGAAUGGAGCCUGAAGAACCAUACGAACCUGAGUCGCCAUACAGAGGAGAGCCUGUAGAAGAAAUCAAAGGGCUAGAGAUGUCUCCAGUUUUGGAUGAAGGUCGCGAUGAUGUUCAUGGCAGAGAUAUCCCUGAGUUUCAGGAAUUGGCCCCAGCCUUGAGAGCAGACGCAGAGAGCGAUGUGAUCCUGGUCAAUGAUGUCGAGAUCACUCCCAAUAGCUCAGUCGAGAGUCGAGCUGUGAGAAAGGUGUCAGAGCAUUGGAACAGUGAACUUGCUGUGGCAUUAGAAGUAGGUCCAUGGGACAUGAGGAGAGGCAUCAACACAGAGGUGAAGGUGGCCAAACCAGCAGAAGUUCCACUUCCUUUGCUUCAUCCUCCCAUUGGAGGUGUCGAGCCUGAGAUUGAGGAUGAGGAUGCCAAGGCGGUCAGAGAAUAUGCUCGAGAUCAUCCUCAAGAAGAUGUGGAUGAGGGUGAAGUUGAGGUGCAACCUUUAGACUUUGAGGAAGGCGGGGCUUCUGUGAUGGUUUCAGAUGAAGUUCAAAGUGAUCAGAAGAUGGAUGCUGAGCAAGAAGCGCGUGAGAAAAGAGCACCAGGUGAUUUGCGCUUACCUGUGCCAGUGCGACAACGUGUUUCUGAAGUAGAAGCCUCAAAACGUGGUCAGCAAAAUCCAGAAGAAGGGCAAGCGAAGUUUGUGAAGUUUGAUCCCAACACUGAAGUUCCAGAACCCAGUCCAAAGCAACCCAGGACUCUUUACAGCCCAGUGUAUGCAGGCAACAUGGCAGACAGCCCUGGGACUGCAUCAUCUUCAAGGCAUGUGAGAAGAGUGAUUGAAGAGUUGGAGAUGGUUGAUGAUGAUGAGAUGGACUAUGCUGUCCCAGAUGAGGCUUGGGACUGGGAGUUUUGCGAUUCAGUUGAUGGUGGUGUUGGUAUGAUGGCUUCAAUUUCAGCUGAAGAGAUGGCUAGACGUGGUUUUCACAAUGAAGGAGCAGGUCCCCCUGAGGUGACUCAAGAAGAAUUGGAUUGGCUAGAUCAAGAAGCUAUGAAGAUGGAGCUCAAGCGAUUGAAGGAGCUGCAGGUGAUCGACAACGUCAGUGACGAUGUGGUGGUUGAGGUGGAUGGCGAGUUUGAAUCACUUCGCAGACGACCACUACGACAUGAAGCCGAUCAUGGUUCAGCAAAUGGUGGAGAUUUUCUUCAUCCUGGAGCAGAUCAUGAUGAAGGUGAUGAAAAUGUAGAAGAAGAAAGUUUUGUAGAAGAGGAUGAAAGUCCAAGAACCAGGUAUGAUCGGUACCGCCAAUCAACCAUGGAAGAAGUUAGCGACCCUGAUGAGUGGACCAAUAUUCAUUACGGUUUUGCACCUGAUGAUUCUGAUGCAGAUGCAGCUGGUUCAGGAGAAUUGCCUAUUUCACGAUCCCGAUCCAGAGAGCGUCUAGAAGGACAAGUACCAGAGCCCAAAACGAUGCCAAAGCCUUUGGCCAAAAGUGUUGCGAGAAGAGUGGCAAUGGACAAGGCGAUGGAGAUGUUGGAAGAGAAAGAUUUCAGUGGUGGUGCAACAUCAACUACAUCAGCACCAUCUGCAGGUGCUUUGACAGAGAUCAACUACUUUCUGUCAAGUGUGACUACGAUGGCAGCAGUGGUGAUCAUCGUGGAAGAGUUGCUGAGCGUGCUGCAGCUGCUGCUGGUCUCCCAUCUUCGAGCGCUGUGUGAGUGUAAGCCUAUAGGCCACUUGCCUCAGCAGUAUGGAGGUGUGGAACUGGGAGACAGCUUCAACUUCGAGUCCUACUGUUAUUGUAUCAGAGCGUUGAGGGUGGCUGCUGGGAAUGUGGUGGUCACCAACAGCCCAUAUCGCACCAAGCUUAGCAAAAAGAUUUCCAGGGCAGAUUCCGUCUUGGGAGUUCCUCCUUUUCGUCUUUCGGAACAUCCAAGCCUCUACGGCCUCAGCCUUGGUCGCUCAAGCUGUUCCAUGGAACGGUUACAGAGCGAGUUAGCGAAUGCACAAGCUGAAGGUUGA